Molecule: messenger RNA, 360 nt
Organism: Lactuca virosa
Lineage: Eukaryota; Viridiplantae; Streptophyta; Magnoliopsida; Asterales; Asteraceae
Source: the annotation of a GenBank genome assembly
AUGGAUACAGCAGGAAGGCUUCAGAUAGCCAAAAAUAUGAUGGAUGAAUUGAAAGAUGUGAAGAGAACAUUGAAUCCCACAGACGUUUUGAUUGUUGUGGAUGCGAUGACAGGGCAAGAAGCUGCAGCCUUGGUGACAACUUUCAACCUUGAAAUUGGAAUUAUUGGUGCUAUUCUAACUAAGCUAGAUGGAGAUUCAAGAGGUGGAGCAGCUCUGAGUGUUAAAGAGGUGUCAGGAAAGCCACUUAAGCUUGUGGGACGUGGAGAGAGGAUGGAGGAUCUUGAACCCUUUUAUCCGGAUCGAAUGGUAGGAAGGAUCUUGGGCAUGGGAGAUGUUCUCUCAUUUGUGGAGAAAGCAUAG